Messenger RNA from Peniophora sp. CBMAI 1063, 1101 nucleotides. The record is from the annotation of a GenBank genome assembly. NCBI's taxonomy places the organism in Eukaryota, Fungi, Basidiomycota, Agaricomycetes, Russulales, Peniophoraceae.
AUGGCGACAAAUGAGACCUGCGAUACGGUAUUGGAAGACGUCUAUCUCAGCCUUACAGCCACCGCGGACUAUGUCGUGUUCCCGCUUCUUCUGGAGACCGCGCUCGUCGCCGUAUUCACUCUCAUCAUGUUAUACUUCCUCUUUCAGCGAUGGCAGUCUCGUUCGCGCUUGCUCAGCUGGAGCAUCGCACUCUCGCUUUGUUUGUAUACUCUGACAACGAUUUGUUGGGCUUGCGACGUCUGGGAUUUGUGGCUACAGCUCCGUUGGGCAAUACCAGCACGGCUUCUGCCAUCACGCGCGGAGGCUUAUGGGGCCUCUUACACACGAGCGCGGGAUAUCAUCCAGGACAUACAGAAUGUCCUAACUCCCAUCGUGAUGAUCAUCAGUGAUAUGAUCACGCUUUGGAGGGUAUAUGUGAUCUAUGGUCGUGCACGCUGGAUCCUAGUAUUGCUCGUCGCCGUAGGCAUGGUUGAAACCGGGCUGUCCACCUACGCCGUUUACCUUACCACUACUAACUUCAGGGGCAAUUUGAGCGCAGAUAUCUCUCCUGCAGAUGAAGGUAUCGCAGAGAUUGUGCAACUCGCUACCUUUGUAUGCACUGCUGCGUGUCAGGUCCUAGCUGCCUGCAUGAUUAGCUAUAAGGCAUGGCUAUACCGCCAGAGCGUGAAGCAGUACGCCGGAACAGCAUUUCUUCGCCGAGGUAUCUCCGUUAUGCUUCUUGUGGUGGAGUCUGGUCUUCUUUAUGCCGCAUUUUGGGUUUACUUCGCGAUACUCUACGCCGAAUUCAUCCAUUCCUGGGGCGAAACGGCCUUUUACUGGGGAAGCUACUUCAUCCCCACCUUAUCCGGAAUGUACCCAACACUUGUGAUCAUACUUGUGGCUGUGCAGGGUUCGGUAGUGGAGCGUAGCGUGGCUCAUGCAUCGGCCUCUGAUGCAGUCGUAUUCGCCGUGCCUGUCACAGACUCCUCAGCCGACGCACACCCAUCAAGCUCUCAGCUCGACAACUCGCUCUAUUCCAAACGCGAUGAUGAGAAGGCGAAUCACGAUGAAGGUUUCGGUACGGAGCGGACCAUCCCCACGGCGCAGACGUAUGCAGUAUGA